AUGUUAACUAAUACACAGAUCAAUAACUUUAGGAUCACCAGACAGUUAGGUUCGGGCUCAUAUGGGUUGGUGUUCCAUGCGGUGGACAUGUUAACUGAUCAAGAGUAUGCUAUAAAGGCUGUAAUGAGACAGCAGCAGCCUGGAAUGGGUGCAGUGUCGUUAAACACAGCCGUACCCAUAGAAACAGGAGUCAAGAAAACAACAAUUCUGCAGACACAGUUGUACCAAUUCUUUAAAUCUUUCAAGAGUCGGAUAUUUCUGCCCACUGUUGAUAUUGAAUCUAUUCGGACACUUACAAGGGAACAACUAGAGAAUACUCCGCACUACCGGGAACUAGUCAUGCACUUAACAGUGCACUCGCAUAAUAAUGUUGUAACAAUCCACCAGGCGUUGGAAUCCAGUUUGGCAACGUUCAUCGUGAUGGACUACUACCCAAGGGAUCUGUUCACAUCAAUCGUAAACAUACACCAUUUUAAUAAUGAUGGACUGCUUGUGAAGAAGGUCUUCUUGCAAUUAUGCGCAGUGGUUUUGCAUUGUCAUAGAAUGGGGGUUUAUCACUGUGACAUAAAACCGGAAAAUAUUUUGCUUGAUAGUGAUGAUAACGUUCAUUUGUGCGAUUUUGGGCUCUCAGUGAGUGCAAGUGAAUUACCCUCAAAGGUGUGCGUGGGUUCUUCAUACUAUAUGGCACCAGAGCGAGUACUGUGUUCUGAACCUAGCCAACAGUUUCCAAUGGCUGCUGGCGACAUUUGGUCUAUAGGGAUCAUCCUUAUCAACCUAGUGUGUACUCGUAAUCCUUGGCUUAAGGCUGAUAUAACAUUUGAUACCACAUUCUACUAUUUCGUUAAAGAACCACUUGUGCUGAAGAAGAUUCUUCCUAUAUCAGAAGAUCUGUAUGAUAUCCUGAUAUCGGUGCUACAUAUGGAUCCGAAGCGGCGUCCCCAGUUGCCCGAACUCAUGGAAGCUGUGGCAAACUGUGAACAUUUUACCAGCAGUGGUCCUCUUGCAGAAGUUGAACGUUUAUCUCUUGAACAAUAUGAGAAUUUCUUGGAAGGUGAUUGCAGCAUACUGCUACGCAAGGUAUCAGAUGAGUACUAUUCGGAUGACUAUUUUGAAACUGAGCAUGCUGUAUCAUCGAGCAGCGAAGACGAAAACUCCUACAGCAGCGAUACCUUAUCCUCGGGGUCAUUCAAUCGUGAUUUAAGCGAACCAGUUGUAGGCACGCUGCUCCCAAGGGCUGGUUUGGAUAGCUUAAAUUAG
This is a messenger RNA of Eremothecium cymbalariae DBVPG#7215, 1257 nucleotides long. It is a transcript of the gene SKS1, whose product is annotated as putative serine/threonine protein kinase SKS1. Bases 1 to 1257 code for a protein of 418 amino acids. Gene Ontology annotation, molecular function: protein serine/threonine kinase activity; ATP binding. NCBI's taxonomy places the organism in Eukaryota, Fungi, Ascomycota, Saccharomycetes, Saccharomycetales, Saccharomycetaceae. The record is from RefSeq and is a predicted model, not a curated record. The transcript has a single exon. Gene Ontology annotation, biological process: intracellular signal transduction; protein phosphorylation.